Podarcis lilfordi (Lilford's wall lizard) is the source of this 1230-nucleotide messenger RNA. The record is from the annotation of a GenBank genome assembly. NCBI's taxonomy places the organism in Eukaryota, Metazoa, Chordata, Lepidosauria, Squamata, Lacertidae.
AUGGAGUGCGGAAAGAGCUUCUCUUUCAAUGCAAAACUUAGAACACACCAGCGGACUCACACAGAGAGAAAACAUUUUAAGUGCAGGGAGUGUGGGAAGAACUUCAGUCAGAGUGUACACCUUAAAUUGCACAAACGGACUCACACAGGGGAGAAACCAUAUGAAUGUAAGGAGUGUGGAAAGAACUUUAAUAAUAGUGGAAGCCUUAGAAGACAUGAACGGAUUCACACAGGGGAGAAACCAUUUAAAUGUAUCGAGUGUGGAAAGAGCUUUCGUUGUAAUACAAGCCUUAGAUCACAUCAACGGACUCAUACAGGGGAGAAACCAUAUAAAUGUAUUGAGUGUGAAAAGAGUUUUAGAAAUAGUGGAAACCUAAGAAGACAUCAAUGGACUCACACAGUGGAGAAACCAUUUAAAUGCAUGGAGUGUGGAAAGAGCUUUAGUGAUAAUGGAAACCUUAGAACACAUCAACGGACUCACACAGGGGAGAAACCAUUUAAAUGCAUGGAGUGUGGAAAGGACUUCAGUCAGAGUGGACACCUUAGGAAACAUCAACGGACUCACACAGGGGAGAAACCAUAUAAAUGUAUGGAGUGUGGAAAGAGCUUCAAUCAGAGUGGAAACCUUAGAAAUCAUGAACGGACUCACACAGGGGAGAAACCAUAUAAAUGUAUCGAGUGUGGAAAGAGCUUCAUUCACAGUUCACACCUUAGAACACAUCAACGGACUCACACAGGGGAGAAACCAUUUAAAUGUAUCGAGUGUGGAAAGAGCUUUAGUAAUAGUGGAAACCUUAGAACACAUCAACGGACUCACACAGGGGAGAAACCAUAUAAAUGUAUCGAGUGUGGAAAGAGCUUCAAUCAGAAUGGAUACCUUAGAUCCCAUCAACGGACUCACACAGGGGAGAAACCAUUUCAAUGCAUGGAGUGUGGAAAGAGCUUUAGUAAUAGUGGAAGCCUUAGAAGACAUCAACAGACUCACACAGGGGAGAAACCACAUAAAUGUAUCGAGUGUGGAAAGAGUUUCCGUUGUAAUACAAGCCUUAGAUCACAUCAACGGACUCAUACAGGAGAGAAACCAUUUAAAUGUAUGGAGUGUGGAAAGCGCUUCAGUUAUAGUGGAAGCCUUAGAAGACAUCAACAGACUCACACAGGGGAGAAACCAUUUCAAUAUAUGGAGUACAGUAAAUACUUCACUCAGAGUGGAAAUCUUAGAAAACAUCAGUAG